Molecule: messenger RNA, 2107 nt
Organism: Phragmites australis (common reed)
Lineage: Eukaryota; Viridiplantae; Streptophyta; Magnoliopsida; Poales; Poaceae
Product: nuclear pore complex protein NUP58-like
Exons: 7
Coding region: 128-1765 (545 amino acids)
Biological process (GO): nucleocytoplasmic transport
Cellular component (GO): nuclear pore
Molecular function (GO): structural constituent of nuclear pore
Source: RefSeq, a predicted model, not a curated record
GGCUCUACCCUUCUGCUAAACCCCACCCGCCACAAAUUCUCUCGCAAUUCAUCGUCUCUAGGAAGGGCAGAUCCGUCCAGUCCACUCCACCCGCCUCUCCGUUUGCACCUUUCGGCAAAGAACCGCCAUGCCGGGCCUCGAUUGGGACCUGAACCUGGCCCCGGACUCCUACCUGCAGGCCGUGGCUAGGCAGCUCAGCUUCUCCCCCUCCCCCGCCUCACUUCUCCCGUCGAUCCCGGAAGGCUCCGAGGGGCAGGCACCGGAGACGCCCGUUGUUCUCACCUCGCAAUGCACCGCGCCUCCGUCGUCGCCGGUGACGCCGUCCGGAACGCUGUACCCGGCGCCGGGCCCGACGCCGCCGCCGCCGCCGCCUACCGGUGCGUCCUUCACGACGUCGCUAGCCUUUGCGCCCCGUGCGCCGUCGCGGUCUCAGCAGCCCCAGGAGGCGGUAGCAUCGGCGAGGAUGGCGGAAGCGGGGGCGUCGUUGGGGGAAUAUCAGCGGCAGCGUCAGGCGGCGUUGCAGCAGCAGCAGUUGCGGGCGUGGGAGGAGGCGGCGGCGCGAUCGCGGUCGCAGCAGCUGAGUCUGUUCACGGUGGAGGGGGGUCCCGCCGGGUACGAGACGAAGUGGGAGGAGCUGCACCCGGUGUCCCAGGGGCUUCUUCUCCAAAUCGAGGACAAAAUGAGGGAGUACAAAUAUGAGAGUGAGCUGUUGGAUCAGUGCAGUCACCUUCACGACCCAUCAUUGUAUAACAAGAGUUUUGAACUUGAUGCUAGUCAGACUACCCAGGAGGCUGGAUCUAUCUCCACCAUCAUACACGGAGAGAAGGUUUCCAUUAAGAGCUUAAUGGAUGUUGUCAAAGAAAUUAUGUGGAACACAGAUUUUGCUAUACGUUCAUAUGUAAAGCUGAGACCAAGAUUUGUCCAUCGAAGUGCUGAAAUUGCAAAUGCUGGUUAUGCAAAUCACUCCGGAUCUUCUGGUGCUCAUACUGAUUUCAGUCAGCUCUUGACCAUGGCACCAACCUUUCAUUGUUGUAGUGGUGCUCCAAGGCGGCCUUCUGCUUUUGUGCUACACACACUUGCCAGGUUCGAGGAUCAUCUUGGAGAAUGCUGCAAAUGGAUUCUAGAACUAGAACAGCUUGUUCAAGUGAAGAAUGAUAAAACAUUUGCAGAAUCUCUGUCAAAGGUUAUGUCUAAUGUGCAUGACUAUCUCAUCCAUGUGGCUUCUAAGGUGGAACAUAUUCAUCAAUAUGUUGAAAUAAUGAAGACUAAGUAUCUGAAUGAUCGGCGACGCAGGGGUGAUUCGAGUGAUCCUUAUCUUGAGGCAGAUAGAAGAGAGGCAGCUAAACAAGAACCAACUGCUAGAAUAGUCCAUCCGAUGUUGCAUCUAUCACCUCCAGACCAGCCAGCAACACCAGUUGCUGCACCAAUGAUAGCAAGCCAGCUACAGCAAACUUCAUUCCCCACUGUAGCAGCUUUUCCAAGCUCUUGUCCUACUCUUCUACUGCCUUCUGUUUUGCCUCCAUCCAGCACGCAAACAAGUCCUGCUCAAUCAACGAACCCUUUCAGUUCAUCCUGGUCUGUGUUGCAGUCCACACCAUUUGGUUCAGCCUCCACACUUACACUAGGAUCCACGCCGGCAACAUUCAUGUGCAGGACUAGCAUCCCAUCUUCUGCUACUUCACUUUUCCCAGCAUCAUCUGGAGGUGGAACAGCAGCUUCAGGCAUCACCAGGCGAGGGACAAAGCCACCCAGAAGAAGGAGCUAGCUGUGUAUCUCAUCCUCUUCUUGGAGAUCAUAGCUGUGCACUGCUCUCUUAUGGCUCGUGGGCGGCAACCACAUGAGAUAAUCUUGUGACCUGGACUGGAGCUGGGGAAGCAGCGAAGAAGCAUCACCCCGGCAACCACUUGGGACGGGUCAACAUUAGGCUUCCCUUGCUUUAGCUGUAGGAAAAACGUGCAUAAUGGUGCUUAAACUAGUGGAAGUGUGCUUUCAGGUCGUUGUCUCGAAGUGGAACAGGUUCUGGGUAGGUUCUGGUGCUUAAACUAGUGAUCUGUUCUUUUUUAAAAAAAUGAAUCAGGAGAGUUAUCGAUUGUAUUGAUAAAGAAGA